CUUUUUUCCCUUCGAUCCCUGUAGGUGAAAUAGAUCUUGGAACUUUUUCUUCGAAAAGAAAUUAAUUCUUAAAACGAUCAAAAUGUUAGAUACAGCUGGAAAGGUCAUUAAUUGUUCUGCAGCAGUGGCAUGGGGUCCAAAAAAGCCACUGUCUAUCGAGAAAAUUCAAGUGGCACCACCUAAAGCCCAUGAAGUGCGUAUAAAGGUAAUGGCUACUGGAGUUUGCCAUACUGAUGCCUUUACACUCAGUGGUGAAGACCCAGAGGCUGCUUUCCCUGUAAUACUUGGCCAUGAAGGUGGUGGCAUUGUAGAAAGUGUGGGUGAAGGGGUAACUGAAUUCAAAGAAGGUGAUCAUGUUAUUCCACUCUACAUACCACAGUGUAAGGAUUGCAACUUCUGCAGACACCCCAAAACAAAUCUGUGUCAGAAAAUAAGAACAACUCAAGGCAAAGGUUUUCUACCCGAUGGAACAUCUCGUUUUACAUGCAAUGGUCAGAUGGUUUAUCAUUACAUGGGAACUUCCACAUUUAGCGAGUAUACUGUUGUUGCGGAUAUUUCGCUUUGUAAGGUUGAUGAAAGCGCUCCACUUGACAAAGUCUGUUUGCUUGGAUGUGGAAUACCAACGGGUUAUGGCGCAGCACUUAACACUGCCAAGGUUGAACCUGGGUCAACAUGUGCUGUGUGGGGUCUUGGGGCAGUGGGUCUUGCUGUAGUGAUGGGUUGCAAAGCAGCUGGAGCUACCAGGAUCAUUGGAGUUGACAUCAAUGAGUCAAAGUUUGAAAUUGCCAAGCAGUUUGGUGCCACAGAGUGCUUCAACCCAAAAGAAUCUAAAGUUUCAGCAGAUGAAGCUAUUGUUGCUUUAACUGAUGGUGGAUGUGAUUUCACAUUUGAAUGCAUUGGUAAUAUUCAUACAAUGAGAGCUGCACUUCAAGCUGCCCACAAAGGCUGGGGUGUCUCAGUUAUUAUUGGAGUGGCUGGCAGAGGACAAGAAAUUUCAACACGACCAUUUUACCUUGUUACUGGUCGUACAUGGAAGGGAACUGCAUUUGGAGGAUACAAGAGCGUUGAAGGCGUGCCAAAACUGGUGCAGGAUUACUUGAACAAAAAACUGAAGGUUGAUGAGUUUGUGACUCACACAAUGCCCCUUUGUGACAUCAACAAAGCGUUCGAUCUGAUGCAUGAAGGAAAAAGUCUUCGUUCAGUGAUCAACUUCUAACUGCAAGAAUGUUAAAGCGAUGAAAAGUUCUACUCAUGCAUAUAAUUGUGUAACCUCAAACUAUCACCAAGCUAAAAUUGUGUAACUUAACUAUCACCAAGCUUUGUGUUAAAUGCAAAUAAAAUUACUCGCAAUUU
Ciona intestinalis (vase tunicate) is the source of this 1353-nucleotide messenger RNA. Lineage: Eukaryota; Metazoa; Chordata; Ascidiacea; Phlebobranchia; Cionidae. The record is from RefSeq.